Ostrea edulis (European flat oyster) is the source of this 1795-nucleotide messenger RNA. RefSeq lists its product as uncharacterized. The record is from RefSeq and is a predicted model, not a curated record. The coding region runs from base 888 to 1421 and encodes 177 amino acids. The transcript has 3 exons. Lineage: Eukaryota; Metazoa; Mollusca; Bivalvia; Ostreida; Ostreidae.
UUUACAUUUCUUGUUUACAUUUCUGGUAUAGCAGCGUGAAAAGCCAGGUUGUCAAUGAAUUUAGAACAUAAAGAUGAUGGGAAUUUAUCCGUUACAUUGAACGAUGUACACAAUGCCUGUGCAGAGUUCAUGAGGAAAACAACAGGAGGGAAUGCACCAAAUGUGGAUGUACUCAGUAAAAGUAUCACACGUCUAUUUGAUGUACAGGGAAAUUUGAUCUCUACUGGAGGAAAGAGAAUAACAUUAUUCAAAAAUCUUGGUCCUCGCGCAUCAAACUCCUCGGUUGUUGGGACAAUAAAUUUACCAUCUGUAUGCCAGAUCCAAUGCACAACACCCAACCUCACAUUCAAGUGUCCUAUUCCUGUUUUAAUCAAUGACACCCAGCAGCAUUGCCUCAUGGCAUUUGAACCCAAUGAUUUCUCAAUUGAAAUAAACAAUAUAAAGCUAUCAUCAGGAUUUCCCAUUCCCUUAGUGCAGUCAAAUGUUGAUGGAGUUAUAUUCUUGGUUGCAAACAUGAAAAUGUGUGGUGGAGUUCCCUCAGAUGAUGGGUAUUUUCCUAAGACUUUCCACCAGGAGAAGAUGUCCAGCACGUACGCAAAUGAUUACAGGGUGGUUAUGAGGUCAAAGUACUGAAAGCAAUUCUGGACUGGCUGGGGAAAAACCCAUCAUGUACAUCAUGUCAUGAAUCUCAUCACAUAAGGAAGAGGAGGGAGAGAAAGAGAAAAUGCCCAGACAGCAGUGAAGUAGAGAAUAAGGAAAAUAAACAGACCUUUUCUCCUCCAGCACAGCAACAAGCCGAAAACCCACCAAUUUCUAAGGAUGUACUGACAGAAAGAAAGUCCGUGGUGGAUAAUUAUAUCACCCUUGAUAAAGAAGAUCAUGCCGACAUGGAAAACAUUUUGAACUUUGUAAAGAAAACUGAUCUCCCUGAUGAAUUUGUAACCCUACUAAAAGCUCAACUGGAAAACUGUAACAAAGACUUAGAAGUACACCAACGCAGAUGGGACCCAAAAAUCAUUAGUCUGUGUUUAACUCUCUACAUCCGUUCUCCUCAAGCUUAUGACGACUUGAAAAAAUCAAACUUUCUGCUCCUUCCUUCCAAAAGACUUCUCCAAUAUUAUAAAAAUUCUGUCAAGCAGAUUCCAAGGUUUAAUGAGGCCAACUUGACCUGGAUGAAGAAGGAAAUGGACCGGCAAAACAUUCCUGAAUUUGGUCGGCACGGAGGUAUAGUCAUUGAUGAGAUGACUAUACAAGAUGACCUCAUCAUAACAAAGUCCGGCGACACUUGGAAGUUGGUUGGAUAUGUGGACAUGGACGACACCAAUAACAACAUUGACAUUAUCUCCAAUGGAAAGAAGCGAAUGCAAUUGGCAACCCAUGCACUACAGUUUAUCUUCCAUGGAUUUACUGGAUUCAGAUAGCCAGUUGUGUAUUUUGGAGCCAAUCCUGCGACAGCACAUCAACUCUACACAGCAUUUUGGAAAUGUGUAGAUUUGCUGGAUGACAUGAAUGUGACUGUAGACUAUGUCAUGACAGAUGGUGCCUCGACAAAUCGUUCGUUUGCAACGAUGCUUUUUCCUGACCAUCCAAAGAACUCUAAUUGGGUUUUUCAAGAUAUCUUUUUUCGGGAGCAUGGCAUGUGUUUUGUUCAGGACAUCAUGCAUGUGUUGAAAAAAAUUCGCAAUAAUGUGGAAUCCAGUAAAUCACAACACAAGACCAGUGCUGGAAGAUACUUAGUGCAUGGCAGCAAAUGCAUCACUUGGGACCACUGGAAAUCUUGUUACCAGUUUAAUUU